Messenger RNA from Larimichthys crocea (large yellow croaker), 3786 nucleotides. It is a transcript of the gene baiap2l2a, whose product is annotated as BAR/IMD domain containing adaptor protein 2 like 2a. Gene Ontology annotation, biological process: positive regulation of actin filament polymerization; plasma membrane organization; actin filament bundle assembly. The record is from RefSeq and is a predicted model, not a curated record. Gene Ontology annotation, molecular function: protein binding. The transcript is spliced from 14 exons. The coding region runs from base 325 to 1605 and encodes 426 amino acids. Gene Ontology annotation, cellular component: cytosol; nucleoplasm. Lineage: Eukaryota; Metazoa; Chordata; Actinopteri; Sciaenidae.
UACAGAUCUUAGUCCUUAGUGCUUUGCAUACAAUAUGGUAAGUAUACACACUCAGACACACACACGCCCAGACAGUCAGGGUUUACAGCAUGUGUCAGUGUGUUUUAUGGAGGAGCCAUGUUUAAUUAUUUACUCCAGUCUUUCUCAGGCCACAGUGGUGUCGAUUACCAACACACUGAGCUGCCUCCUCUCCUCAACACCACAUCCAGUUCACUAAGUUAGCUGUCUUCUCUCACAGAGCCUUUGCUACAUUUGCUGGAUGAUUUAAAAUCUGCAGACCCCUCUCCAGGUUUCAUCGACAGUUGCACCACUCUGGAUAUAAACAUGUCGGGGAUAAAUAGUGAUCAGCUGCACCGCUCCACCUUGGGGAUUUACUCGAACUUAAUGGAAGAGUUCAACCCAAGCCUUCAGAGACUGGUUUCACUGGGGAACAGCUACAUGCAAGCUUUCCAGACUCUUGCGGCAACAAGUGAGGCAUACUUCAGUGCACUUUCAAAGAUCGGAGAGAGAGCUCUCCACACCGCGUCCUCACGCUCCAUAGGCGACGUCCUGAUCCGGAUCUCUGAGAACCAAAGAAUGCUCACCACGGAGCUGAAGGGAGUCUUCCACUGGUUCAGCGUGGAGGUUCUUCAGGCGAUGGACAAGAACGUUCAACUGGACAGAGAUUACUUAGCAGGCAGCAGGAGGUACUAUGAGACGGAAGUCCACAACCAGGCGGUAGCUCUGGAUAGACAGCUGAGGAGAGGAGCCAACCAGGAUUGUAGCGAGUACGUACAGUUCCUCAGAAGGAGCCAUGAGGAGGCUUUACAAGAGGAGGAGAGACGACACCGCUUCCUGGCUGAGAAACACUGCGGCCUGCUACAAACCAUUGCCAACCUCAUGGAUAAGACAGUAGGUUCCCUCCAGCAGAGAACCAAUGACUGGACGGACGAAGUCAACGCCACCAGACAGCCAGAGGCCAGACGAAGCUCUUCUGUGUACAGCUCUACGGGGAUGAGGGAGGAUGAGAUGAGAAGGAACAGAGAGGAGCCGAUCCUCGGAAGGAUACCAUCAAGAGCACCGUCACCCCAGGGAAGCAUUUCUAGCUCGGGAGGUGGCGGCAGAGGAGAUGUCAUGAGGGCACGCACGGACCACCAACCUAUUAGCUCCAAUCGCACCCUGCUGCCCUUCUCCAAGGGAGAGACGAUCACUCUGCUGGUCCAACAGCCCAAAAACGGGUGGCUGUAUGGCCGUGCUGACAGUGCUCCGCGUCCUGGAUGGUUUCCAGCCACCUAUGUGGAAGCAAUGGAUGAUCCUCCAAACUAUCGUCUCCGAAGCAGCAGCAGCAACAGCAGCAUGAGUAGCCUGUACGACCAAUCAAGGAACAGCAACUACGGCGGAGCGCCGCCCCCUGCACCUCCACCUCCACCUCAGUUUUCAAAUAGACAAUCUGAGAGGCAACUGGCGAGUCAUGACAGAAGGGCCGAGGCUAGUUCAGAAGACACGAGAUCAAAACCACAUGGAUCACAACCAGAACUUUUCCCGAGGGGUACAAACCCAUUUGCCACAGUUAAGCUGAAGCCGACGCACACCGACGACAGAUCGGCCCCGCGGUUUAAUCGAUGAUGACAUCUUAACAUCUUAAACGGAUGCUUUCAUUGAGCUUGACAGUUCAUUCUUGGUCUUGGAAAUAGCAGCAUUUGUGGUGGGAAGUGAGUAAGUGGAGCUUAAGUUUUGUCAACUAAUGUUUUCAUACCUCUCAGUAUACAAUAUUUGCCAUAGUGUCCUUCUGCAUACAAAGUUGGAAAAGGGUCGCACACGGAUUGUGUAGGUACAGUCAUGGCCAAAAAUAUGGGCACCCUUGGAUUUCUGUCACAUAAUUUUCCCCUGAAGAUCGUUGCAAUCACAAAUGCUUUGGUAUUCUCUUGUUUAUUUCUUUUGUUUCCACUGGAACAAUACACAAAGAUCUAAGAUAAUCCAUGAAGAACUCCUGGACAAAAUUAUUGGUACCCUCAACUAAAUAUUUGGUAGCACACCCUUUAGAAAUCAAUCAUUUUAUUGUGACCAUCAUUGAGUUUCUCAUACAUCUGUACUUGGAUUUUGGACUACUCUUCUUUUGGAGAUUCUUUUUUUAAGAGUUGAUGGGUUCCUCUCCUUGGGUGAUCUAUAGGAUUUAGAUCUGGACUCAUUAGUGGCCACUUUACUGCUGUAAGACCCAUUAUCUCUGACAGAGACCCAGCGUUCAGACACUGGGCCUUACAUUGUGCCCCAGAAUUCUUUGGUAGUCUUCAGAUUUUAUAACGGCAUGCACACAGUCAAGACAUCCAGUGCCUGAAGCAGCAAAGCAACCCCAGAACAUCCGUGAACCUCCACUAUGUUUGAUUGUAGAGACCAUGUUCUGUGUUUGACUUCUAUUCAUGACUGCAUAUUUCUUGUUAAACCAACAUCUAUUCAUUUUGUCGUAGUUUUUUGCAAAAUUGGCUCUGGUUUUGUGAUUUGUAAAACACUAAGAAUGAAUCACUCUGAUGAUGAUCUUAUCGUCUUUCUUUCCUUCUCUGAAAUGUUUGGUUUAUUGGUUCUGGCAUAUGAAUGAAUGGAAAUAAAUGGUCACUGUGUAUAGGCGUAUAGUGUAAAGUUAUGAAUCAGUGCUCAGAACAUAAUUGACCUUUCUAUAUAAGAUCUGUCAUCUGUAGCUCAGGGAUAUAUACACGAUGCCAUCUACUGUAUAAUUUUGUAUUUUAGCUUAGUAUUGUCAUUGUAUUGUACCUCUGGCGUUUUUCUCUACACGAUCUACUGAAUUAACUCCAUUAAUAAAUAUUAAUUGCAUUACUAAUUCAUUUUGGAAAAUGGCUUGUAGAAAAGGAGCACGUAACCUCUGGCAGAUCAUGUACUAUCUUGUAAAAUUAGGAUUAAAAAGUCUGAAUCAGAAAUGUAAUGAAAAAUGCAGUGCAUUCAUAGAUAAUGUAAAACCAUUUUUAUGGCGUCAUGUAUCAUGUAUCAUCAUUACUUUAACCAGUGUGUUUCACUUUAUUAGCAGGUGGCAUUGUUUGCUGCUGGCAUGAUGAUAAUAUUGACCAACAAUGUAAUUAGUUAUUACAUAAUAAAAUGUGACAACUCAUUCAAAAACUGAUCUGCUUCAUCAAUAAUGUGGGUGUGGUUUGAUUGGCAGUUGCCUGGCAACAUAAUGAAACAAACCCACCAAUUGUCACCAGAUUCUGGUCCAGAUACUGCCCAAUUCUGAUGGAGGAUGCACGGAUGUGCCAUCAACUUUCAGGCUGUGAUGCGGAUGGUGGAGCUGAUCACAUGACCAAGUGAUCAGCCAUGUCAAGCAGAUCGAGCUGGCCCAGAAGUCAGACAAAGAAAUGACACUGAGAAUCUGGUCACUUUUCAAAAUAAAACACCCGGUGCAGACUAUUUACUCAUAAACCAAGAAAAUCUGACCAAAUCUGAGUAGGUUAACAAAGCCUGGUGGGCAAAACGCUCCUGAUGGGAGCAUGGAGAACGGACCAAAACAGAGAGUCUGACGUUUGUCUUUCAUCUGAAUGUCCGAGCUACACAGAACUCGAACAGUUCCUGUUCUCCGUCUUUUAAGUGAUAGUCUUUAAAGUUUCAGAUCUAUGUUUAUUUGCUCAGGCAGUAAAAUGGCCUACUAAAGAAGAUCAGGAUUCCUGCGUCGCCCGUUUGGAUCCUCCGCUGGGGAUACUUAACCCAAAUUGAACCUCAGUGUGAAUCCAAUCCUGCUAAUGGCUUGACAGCAUGGUUCUGUCAAACUAGCACGGCACUUCUGAGUAAAGACUCUUUGGCAAG